AUGAUGGAAGGAUUGAAAAAACGUACAAGGAAGGCCUUUGGUAUACGCAAGAAAGAAAAGGAUACUGAUUCCACAGGGUCGCCAGACAGGGACGGCAUUCUGCCCAGCCCUCAUCCCAAUGAGCCACCUUGCAAUAGCAAACCUGAGAGUGUGCGUGAAGGAGGAAAAAAAAAUUCGAAGAAAACGAAUGGAGCCCCAAACGGAUUUUAUGCAGAGAUCGACUGGGACAGAUACAAUUCACCUGAGCUUGAUGAGGAGGGGUACAGCAUCCGACCUGAGGAACCAGGCUCUACCAAAGGAAAGCACUUCUAUUCCUCCAGUGAAUCUGAAGAGGAAGAGGAGGCGCAUAAGAAGUUCAACAUUAAGAUCAAGCCUUUGCAGGCUAAGGACAUCCUGAAGAGCGCAGCGACGGUGGAUGAGCUGAAGGCGUCAAUAGGCAACAUUGCACUUUCUCCGUCCCCUGUGAGGAAAAGUCCGCGGCGCAGCCCGGGGACGAUUAAAAGGAAUUUAUCCAGUGAGGAGAUCGCACGGCCCCGGCGCUCCACGCCGACGCCAGACCCCGCCAGAGAGGUCGUCUCCUCCCAGAGACAGCUGGCUCUUCUCAGCUAUCACGAAAUGGCCGCUGCCACUUCUACUCUAGAUCAGCCUGAGAUAUGGGGUUCGGUGCAGCCCGUCAACGCAAACGUAGAGUCCCCAAAGCUACCAAGACCUUUUCCAACUGGAACACCUCCACCACUCCCACCAAAAAACAUCCCGGCCACGCCACCGCGCACCGGCUCUCCUCUGACGGUGGGAAUAGGAGGGGACCAGACAGCAGCAGAGCUCAAAAGUGACAAACUUCCGUCCAUCAAUGACUUGGACAGCAUUUUUGGCCCCGUGCUAUCCCCCAAGUCUGCUGCUGUUAAUGCAGAAGACAAGUGGGUCAAUUUUUCCGAUCAAUCCCCGGAAAACAUGACUCCAGAGUUGACGCCCCGGGAAAAAGCGGGGUCCCCACCAGUGGCAGCGGGCAGCCUGGCUGAUGCUCCAGUGGCCGAGCCCUCCCGCCCGCUCCCCUCGCCGCUCCACCUGGAAGAGGUUCACAAGAAGGUUUCUGAGCAGCCCCACCUUAAGGAUGAUAACUUGGAGCCAGCUGCCUCUCCCAAAGAUUUUGGGCUGGGACAAAGAGCGACCCCGCCUCCCCCUCCUCCACCCACCUACCGGACGGUGGUCUCCUCACCCGGACCGGGCGCCAGCAGCGGCACGGGAAGCACCAGCGGUACGUCCUGCGGCGUUGGGUGUGCUUCGGUGUGGCUGUGACCGCAUCCGCCGUCCCCUCCUGCCUGGUUGUGCCUGGCGCCCGUGCUCCCACCUGGCCGUCUUGGCUUUGGCUAGCUGUCCAGGCCUUUUAGUCCUCCUAUUCACUCAUCCAGCCCUCCUCCGAUAGCACCUUUAGCCCGUGCUGAAAGUACUUCUUCCAUAUCUUCCACCAAUUCCCUGAGUGCAGCCACCACUCCCACCGUUGAGAAUGAACAGCCUUCCCUCGUUUGGUUUGACAGAGGAAAGUUUUAUUUGACUUUCGAAGGCUCAUCGCGGGGACCCAGCCCCCUCACCAUGGGGGCACAGGACACCCUUCCCGUUGCUGCCGCCUUCACGGAAACCGUCAAUGCAUACUUCAAAGGGGCCGACCCGAACAAGUGUAUCGUGAAGAUCACGGGGGAGAUGGUGCUGUCGUUUCCAGCGGGCAUCACCCGACAUUUUGCCAACAACCCUGCUCCGGCUGUGCUCACCUUCCGCGUGCUGAACUACAACAGGCUGGAGCAUGUUCUGCCAAACCCCCAGCUCCUCUGCUGUGACAACACACAGAGUGACGCCAACACGAAGGAGUUCUGGGUCAACAUGCCAAAUCUGAUGACUCACCUAAAGAAGGUAUCGGAACAGAAACCGCAAGCCACCUAUUACAAUGUGGAUAUGCUCAAAUACCAGGUAUCUGCCCAGGGUAUUCAGUCUACUCCAUUAAACCUUGCAGUGAGCUGGCGGUGUGACCCUGCAAGCACUGACCUCCGCAUUGACUACAAAUACAAUACAGAGGCAAUGACCACACCGGUAGCUCUAAACAACGUCCAGUUCCUUGUCCCCGUCGACGGAGGAGUAACCAAACUUCAAGCUGUGCUUCCUCCUGCUGUCUGGAAUGCUGAACAGCAAAGGAUAUUGUGGAAGAUCCCUGAUAUCUCUCAGAAGUCAGAAAAUGGAGGUGUGGGGUCUCUACUGGCCCGAUUCCAGCUCUCGGAGGGGCCGAGCACCCCGGCCCCCCUGGCUGUGCAGUUCACCAGCGAGGGGAGCACGCUGUCCAGCUGCGACAUUGAGCUCGUCGGCGCCGGUUACCGCUUCUCCCUCAUCAAGAAGAGGUUUGCGGCAGGUAAAUACUUGGCUGAUAACUGAUGGAAGCUUAUGCAAGUCUAUGGAAAAUAAUAUGGAAAAUACCCAAGGACUGCUGUGCGUGGAACGGGUUUUAAUUACAGUUUAAGGAAAAUGAACUAAAUCCUGCACUCGGGACAUUUCUGUUGGAAGUGUCAACAACUUUCAGCAUUUUUUCCUUGGAAAACACCGUCUUGACCAGUCCUACAGUAUUUACUUCUAGAUGUAACAUUGUUAAUGGUUUUAAAAUGUAAUUAUUGUAUUUGUAAAUUGUACUCAUUCCAGUAAGGCUGUAUUUUGGCAGUUAGACACUUGAGUUUUAGCAUUUUACCAUUCAUGAAAUGGAUGUAAUUUAAACUGUGGUAUAUAAAUUUAAUAGUAGUACUGUUGAAUGGCACAAUGCUUACAGAGGUAGAUUACAUUUUGUCAAUAUAUACGAUUUAAAUACAGUACUGAUAGCUGUUAUGAAGGGGGUGCCUCAUAAAGAGAG
Molecule: messenger RNA, 2884 nt
Organism: Pygoscelis adeliae (Adelie penguin)
Lineage: Eukaryota; Metazoa; Chordata; Aves; Sphenisciformes; Spheniscidae
Gene: SGIP1
Product: SH3-domain GRB2-like (endophilin) interacting protein 1
Exons: 25
Biological process (GO): clathrin coat assembly; clathrin-dependent endocytosis
Cellular component (GO): plasma membrane; clathrin-coated vesicle; cytoplasm
Source: RefSeq, a predicted model, not a curated record